CAGUUGCCCAGAUCCCUCCCUCCCUCCCUCCCCAUGUGAGCGCCGUCGCUGGUGAAGAUGCUGAUACGAUUUUAACGCCGCUUUAAAAACCACAAGGACAGGCAGCAAAAUGUUUAUUGGGAAAGAAAUCCCUUGGCGGCGCUUGGAAAGUAUUUCGUUCAGCGUGUAUUCGGAGGAGGAGAUCAGGAAAUUGAGUGUCAAAGCCAUCACUAAUCCACAUCUCUUGGACAAUGUGGGCAAUCCAGCAGCAAAUGGUCUGUAUGAUCUGGCGUUGGGUCCAGCUGAUUCCAAAGAAGUCUGCGGUACCUGUGCUCAGGAUUUUACCAAUUGCCCUGGACACAUGGGCCACAUAGAGCUCCCGCUGACAGUCUACAACCCCUUAUUUUUUGAUAAACUCUACUUCAUGAUCAGAGGCUCCUGCCUGAAUUGUCAUAUGCUGACAUGUCCUCGUGCAACAAUGUACCUGCUACAAAAUCAGCUGCAAAUUGCAGAUUCUGGGGCUGUUGAAAAUGUUUAUGAAUUAGAGAGAAUAUUGAAUGGGGUGCUGGAAAGGAACUCUAAGGCCACAACAGAUGAAAUCCAGGAAGCACUGAAUGCACAUACCCAGAUGGUGCUGAAGAAUUGUGUGCCUUGCAAAUUUUCCCAAGUGAAAAAUGUAACUGACUGCAAGGAUAGAUUAAUAAGAGAUUUCUGGAAAAACUACAUGAAAUCACGAAAAUGCCCAAACUGCAAUGCCCGUAAAUCAAUUGUGCGAAAGGAACACAACAGCAAACUAAUAGUGACGUACCCCACGACUGCAAUCAAAACCAAAUCGCAAAAAAAUACAAAUAAAGCCGAGGAAGAAAGUGGAGGAAUCGAUGAUUCGCUCUUUGGAAAACGAGGAGUCCUGACACCCAUCACAGCCAAAGAACAUGUUAUGGAACUGUGGAAUAAUGAUGGCUUCUUCCUGAAGUGUCUGUUUUCUGGCUUGAAAACGCAUGGAAGCUCAAAAUCCAAAUGGAACCUAGACAUGUUUUUCCUUGAUCUUCUCCUUGUGCCUCCUUCCAGAUUUCGUCCAAUUAAUCGGCUUGGAGACCAGAUGUUUACCAAUGGGCAAACUGUUAAUCUGCAAUCAGUGAUGAAAGAUGUCCAUGUGAUACAUAAACUUCUGAUCUUAAUAGCACAGGAACGGGCCAAGCUGGAACAGCCUGAUCAGACAGAAGAGACAGCAGCUCUAGAAGAGGACACUCAGUCUAAGAUGGACCUUGCAUUCUUAGCUGGUAUUUCGGGACAGACACUGACGGACAAACUAUACAGUGCCUGGAUAUUCCUCCAAAGCCACGUAAACAUUGUUUUUGACAGUGAGAUGGAUAAGCUGAUUACUGACAAGUUUCCUGGUAUUCGGCAGAUCUUGGAAAAGAAGGAUGGGCUCUUCCGCAAGCACAUGAUGGGGAAACGUGUGGAUUACGCUGCCCGGUCUGUCAUCUGCCCCGACAUGUACAUCAACACCAAUGAGAUCGGUAUCCCCAUGGUCUUUGCUACAAAACUGACUUAUCCUCAACCAGUGACACCUUGGAACGUGCAGGAGCUGAGGCAGGCAGUGGUAAAUGGGCCGAAUAUACAUCCAGGGGCUUCCAUGGUCAUCAAUGAAGAUGGAACACGGACUAUUCUCAAUGCAAGCAAUACAAGCCAGAGAGAGGCCAUCGCCAAACAACUACUGACUCCCAGUACUGGAGAGCAGAACUCAGGGAUGAAAAUUGUGUGUCGGCACAUUAAGAACGGUGAUGUCCUGCUGCUGAACCGCCAACCCACGCUGCAUAGGCCUUCCAUCCAGGCCCACCGGGCGCGGGUUCUACCUGGGGAGAAAGUCCUGCGGCUUCACUAUGCCAACUGCAAAGCCUACAACGCUGACUUUGACGGCGACGAGAUGAAUGCUCACUUCCCACAGAAUGAACUGGGGCGAGCAGAGGCCUACCUGCUUGCCAGCACUGACCAACAGUAUUUGGUUCCCAAGGACGGCAAACCUUUGGCAGGUUUGAUUCAGGAUCAUAUGGUUUCUGGUGCAAGCAUGACGAUCCGUGGUCGAUUUUUCACAAGGGAACAGUACAUGGAACUUGUCUAUCGGGGUCUUACAGACAAAAAGGGACGUGUGAAAAUCCUUCAGCCGGCAGUGAUCAAACCUUAUCCACUAUGGACUGGAAAACAGGUAGUUUCGACAUUGCUGAUUAACGUAAUCCCUGAGGAUCAAACACCACUGAACUUGAUAGGAACAUCUAAAAUCAAUGGGAAGGCUUGGGUUAAAGAAGCUCGGCGAUUGACGAUGGACUUUGAUUCAGAAUUGAUGUCCGAGUCCAAGGUUAUUAUUCUGGAAGGAGAGCUGCUUUGUGGUGUUCUGGACAAAGCUCACUAUGGCAGUUCAGCUUAUGGGCUGGUCCACUGCUGCCAGGAGCUGUAUGGUGGCGAGACCAGUGGAAAACUGCUGACCUGUUUGGCACGACUCUUUACUGCUUAUCUCCAGCUCUACCGGGGAUUUACUUUAGACGUUGAGGACAUUCUAGUGAAGCCCAAGGCAGACGCAAAGCGAAAAAAAAUCAUUGCACAACUGGCGCAGUGUGGGGCCAAGGCCAUCCGAAAUGCUUUUAAUUUGCCAGAGUCUGCCUCGUGUGAAGAAGCUCAGGAUAAGUGGCAAAAUGCUCACCUCAGUAAAGAUCCCAGGGACAUGAAUGUAGUGGACCUGAAAUUUAAAGAAGAAGUGAAUCAGUACAACAACCAGAUCAACAGGGUGUGCAUGCCUCUGGGUCUUCACAGACAGUUUCCAGAGAACAACCUUCAGCUCAUGGUACAGUCUGGUGCAAAGGGCUCGGCUGUAAAUACCAUGCAGAUUUCGUGUCUUCUUGGACAGAUUGAGCUGGAAGGACGGCGACCUCCAUUGAUGCCCUCUGGAAAAUCGUUGCCCUGUUUCCAACCUUACGACUUCACUCCACGUUCUGGCGGUUUUGUAACUGGCCGCUUUCUUACUGGUAUCAGCCCUCCGGAAUUUUUCUUUCACUGCAUGGCUGGCAGGGAAGGUCUGGUGGACACGGCUGUAAAAACCAGUCGUUCUGGGUACCUUCAAAGAUGCAUCAUAAAACAUCUGGAGGGGCUGGUGGUGCAAUAUGACCUGACCGUACGAGACAGUGAUGGCAGUGUGGUGCAGUUCCUUUAUGGUGAGGAUGGCUUGGAUAUCCCAAAGACUCCGUUCCUGCAGCCAAAACAGUUUCCUUUCAUUACUGAUAACUACGAGGUCAUCAAAAAAUCGAAGCACUUGGAAGAGGUAUUACGUAAAUUGGAUUGUGCGGCUGCAGCCAAGCACCAUAAAGCAGUAAAGAAAUGGAAGUCGAGGCACUCUGUUCCCUCCCCUCGUCUCGGUGCGUUCCUGCUGUUUUCACAGAAAAAGCUGGGUGAAAUCAAGGAGGUGACUCCAGAAGGAAAGAUGUUGUAUACCAGAGAUCCUGUAACCCAGCGAUUGCAGGAGCUUUGGGAGUCGCUGGAUGCAAGGAGCAAAAAUAAAUAUUUGAAGAAGGCUGCUCACUGCCCUGACCCCUGCAAUUCUGUUUAUCGUCCGGAUAUGUACUUUGGCUCAGUUUCAGAAGACUUUAAUGACAUUGUGCAUAAAUACUUAAAUGAAGAGGAAUUCAAUGCUCCCAGAAAAUCCAGCAAGUCAGAGCUGUCACCAGAAUGUUUGAAGGACUUCCUGAGCCUGAAGUGGCAGCGUUCUCUGUGUGAACCAGGAGAGGCCGUUGGACUGCUCGCUGCACAGAGUAUAGGAGAGCCCUCGACGCAGAUGACACUGAACACUUUCCAUUUUGCUGGCAGAGGAGAAAUGAAUAUGACUCUUGGAAUCCCCAGGUUGCGUGAAAUUCUACUGGUGGCAAGCGCUAACAUUAAAACUCCGAUGAUGACCAUUCCUGUGCUGAACACCAAGAAAGCAUUGAAGAAGGUUAAAAAGUUGAAGAAGCAGCUUACAAGGGUGUGUUUGGCAGAGGUUUUGCAUAAAAUUGAGGUGAAGGAUUCCUUUCAGGUUCAAAGUAGACUGGAGAAGUUCAGGAUUUAUAGAAUAAAAUUUUAUUUUCUGGAUUACGAACUGUAUCAAAACGAGAAAUGUUUGACACCGGAUGAUCUAUUGCACUACAUGGAAACCAGGUUCUUUCGACUACUGCUUGAGAAGAUUAAAAAGAUAAGCACUAAACUGGGUUCAAUUAAAGUUGUGAGUACACGGAAAGCUACACAGAAGGAUCUGGAUAAUGACUCGGGAGAAAAUGAUGCAAAGCAGACACAGGAUGACCAUGAGCCGGCUGGUGAGGAGGAAGUCCAAAUUGUUGACGCAGAACCGGAUGAAGGAGACGCUGAUGCCGCAGAUGCCAAACGCCGUGAAAAACAGGAAGAAGAGAUUGAUUACGAGAGUGAAGAAGAGGAGGCCAUGGAUGAUGCAGACGAACUGGAUGAGAAGGAAGAUGAAGAUCUUCCUGAGGACAAGCAACAUGAACUCAUCGACCAAGAUUCUUCUGAACCUUUUGAGCCUGCAAAGAGCAAAAAAUCAACGAGUAGAAAAAAGGAUACCACAGGGAUGAUCGUAGACCCAAGAGUAAAUGCAGUGUUAAAUUUAAAUCCUGCUAUUGAGGCGUAUAAAUAUGAUGAUAGUGACAGUCUUUGGUGUGAGGUUACACUGAAGCUGCCGAUCAUGAAGGUGCACUUUGACCUCUCCUCACUGAUCAUGUCAGUGGCACAAAACGCAGUUGUUUACGAGACCAGAGGAAUCACUCGUUGCCUCUUGAAUGAAACGACCAACAAGAGAGGAGAGAAAGAAACUGUUUUGAACACAGAGGGAAUAAACCUGACCGAGAUGUUCAAGUAUGAUGAUAUCCUGGACCUCAGCCGCCUGUACUCAAACGAUAUCCACUCUAUUGCCAGCACGUAUGGCAUCGAGGCUGCUCUUAGAGUCAUAGAAAAAGAAAUCAAAGAUGUGUUUGCUGUUUACGGUAUCCAAGUGGACCCACGACAUCUUUCUCUCGUGGCAGAUUACAUGUGCUUUAAUGGAUCGUACAAACCAUUUAAUCGCAUUAGCAUUCAGUCAAGCUCUUCGCCACUUCAGCAGAUGACCUUUGAAACCAGCUACAAGGUUUUAAAACAAGCAACUAUGCUAGGCUCUCAUGAUGAAUUGAAAUCUCCAUCAGCCUGCCUAGUGGUUGGGAAAGUGGUCCGUGGUGGCACGGGGCUUUUUGAUUUGAAGCAGCCUCUUAAGUGACUCAUCUGAUUAAAGAGUAAAAUAUUCUCGGAAGUAGAAACAGACAGGAAAUUAUGUUUUGGGAUAUUUUUAUUGUACAUCCUGUCAGACUCCAGAUCAACGAAGACAGACGCAGAGGAAUACAAAAAUACCAC
Messenger RNA from Leucoraja erinaceus (little skate), 5397 nucleotides. RefSeq names its product RNA polymerase I subunit A (gene polr1a). Gene Ontology annotation, biological process: DNA-templated transcription. Lineage: Eukaryota; Metazoa; Chordata; Chondrichthyes; Rajiformes; Rajidae. Gene Ontology annotation, molecular function: DNA-directed RNA polymerase activity; DNA binding. Gene Ontology annotation, cellular component: RNA polymerase I complex. The record is from RefSeq and is a predicted model, not a curated record.